GCAUGGGGAAUCAGGUAGAGAAAUUGACCCACUUAAACUACAGAGAGGUUCCCACGGCCGACCCAGCCGGCAUGGACCGAGAUGAGGGCCCCCGAAUUGGAGUUUCUUACAUAUUUUCCAAUGAUGAUGAUGAUGUAGAACCUCAGCAAGACCCAGCAGAGCUCGUCGGGGAGCACCCUGCCUCACAACCCUACGACCCGCAACUUCACGAAGUGGAAUGCUCCAUUUAUUACCGUGACGAGUGCAUUUACCAGAAAAGUUUUUCUGGUGACCACACCUUGUCUGGUGAUGUGGGGGGUGGGGGUGGAGGAGGAGGGGGCGGGGGUGGGAAUUUUACCACCUACACUCCAGAAAACCUACUGAACAAGUGCAAAGCUGGCGAUCUGAUAGAAUUUGUGUGCCAGGCCCAGUAUCCUCACUGGGCAGUGUACAUAGGAGACUUCCAAGUUGUACACCUGCACAGACUUGAAGUGGUGAACAGUUUUCUCACUGACGCCAGCCAGGGCCGACGGGGGCGCAUCGCGAACCACUUGUACCGCUACAAACCACUAAAUCCCGCCACUGUGGUGCGAAACGCCCUGGAUCAGGUGGGUCGCAAAGACCAGGAUCUCAGCUGGAGGAACUCCGAAUGUUUCGCCGCCUGGUGCCGUUAUGGCAAGCGGGAGUUCAAAAUUGGGGGCGAACUGCGCAUCGGGAAGCAACCUUACCGGUUGCAGAUCCAGCUGGGAGACAAACGCAGUCACACGCUCGAGUUUCAGAGCCUGGAAGAUCUCAUUAUGGAAAAACGAAGGAACGAUCAAAUUGGAAAAGCGGCCGUCAUCCAAGAAUUGUCCAGCCAUCUCCAGGCAUCCGAGGCCGUCAACGAAGAGAGUGGUGCUAAUGGCAAACCAGGUGGCUGGACUGCUACUGAGUAGCCAGUCCUUGCACAAGUCUGGCUGCUUAACCUUGGCGAUGGAUUAAAACUGAAUCCUGUGAAAUUGAGCUGUUAUAAGCCCUUUUGGGCUUUUCUAGUGCAGGUUGACUCCAAUCCCAUGUGAAGGAAAGGGGCAAAGCUGAUUAAAGCAUCGGUCCUUCAGCACUUAACUCCUUUGGUGAUUGCUUGAAGCCAGCAAGUUUGUACGGUUGAGGGUUAAAUCUCAGGAACAUCUUCCUCACUCGCUGUUUUAAUGCGUUAAGUCUCUCUCUCUUUCCAAAUUGCACCCCAGUUCCUCCUGCUUUCAGCUUCUUGCUUGUUUUCAAUUGGACAAGGUCCAGCAUUAGUGAACGUAACAGGAUUCAACGUUAUAGCAAGGUCAUUUCUCUCCACACCCCCCCCCCCUUUUUUUUUUUGCUUUACCUCCUACCCUGUUUUGGCAUUUCUGGAAUCUCUCCCUUUCGUUCUGCUGGUUAUAGCCUUCCAUAUCUCUGUGAGGAUUUAAUGGCUAAAGUAUUGUGCAUUUGGAGGGUGACAGGCUUGGGUUGCAUGCGCUGAAGGAUUUGGAAAAGUUGCAAAACAGAAGUAGCAUUUAUUGGUUGUGGCCGAAGGGCCUUUUCUGGAUGGUGUGGAGGAAUGUACACUCUUUGCACAGAAGUGGGAUUACAAAGUGGAAUUACCUUGGAAUAAGGGCUGUGGCUUUUCAUUUAGGAACCAGCUACCAAGAAAGUUUUUUUUUUUUGCUUUAAUUACAGUUGAGUUAAGCCAUGGCCAGCCAGCCUUUUUAUAAGUUAUUGAAGUGUAGUGGGAAGGCAGCUAAACCCUCUUAGCACCAGUGGUUACAGCAGGAUUAAUUUGCUACAAAUCCAAGUACUGUUUGGGCACAUUAUGUAUUGUUGGAAAAGGUGACACAAGAGACAGGCAACGUUUUUGAAAAUGAAUUUUAUUCCUAGGCAGUGAAGCUGGUUGUUUUAGUUUUACUCUUAAAUGCCUGAGGACUAGGCUGUUAGUGCAUUGGGGGCGGGGGGGGGAAUCCUUUUUCAGUCUGUUUUAUCAUAUUUCUUUAUGUAUAAAAUCAUUGAUUUCAGAAGCCCGUUUGUUUUCAUUCUGUGAGUAAGGCAGCAAAACACAUCCUUCCUAUUAGCAAUAGGGGGGGGAAAAGGAAAGAGAUGGUACACAUUGUUCAUUUUCAGGUUCGGAAAUUUCAGUCUUCAGCCCCUCAAGCUGAUCUCUGUUGAUGCCUUCUUUUUUCUUGGUGGACUUUUGCUUCUCUAGGGGUAUUGUGAACGCAAGGAAGAGAAUGCAGCUGUUCCCCCUUGUAGAAAUGGAGGAGAUUCAAAGAUUUGCCUUGUUGGCAAGUCACAAUUAUAAAAAAGAGAACUGGUAAAAAGUUCUGCUUGGGCAUUAUUGCUGCUAACAUGAAACUGCAGCUGUGUAGUUGCCAAUCCUAUUUUUUAAAAAAACUCUUCCACCUGCAUUAACUAGGAGGAGUUGCUUUGUAGCUAGGAAUUUGUUAUCUUCAUUCCGAUCAGCAAAUAGAAGGAUCAAUAAUUGUGUGUUUUGGUCAACAGACUGUUAACUUCCUUGCUAAUGGCUGAUUUCUCAUAAAAGCCUCUGAUUUGUUUUAAGUAGUAAAAUUGCACAUUUGGAAGCAAAGGUGUUUGGUGUAACUAAGCAGCAUUUUAAAACAUGCUUAGCAAUUAUUAACCAGCAUUUAAAAUAGACAAUAUUCUCGGCUACCUCUUCAUUGCAAAACCAUAUAAGAGAUGAUUUUCAACCGCACCCAACCGAUUCCCACCUUUGCAGAGGGUUGAAUUGAUGUUCCGGUGGUUGGUUAUCCCUCUAGAGUAAGUGACAUAUGGAUGGUAGGAUUGAUAAGUGAGGGAAAGACAGUGAUAUAGAAGUCUUGCUCCUUUUUCACUUUGUACUUCGUUUGUUCCAGCGGUGGCUAGACGGAGCCACAAAUCAGUUUAGACAAAUCACUGAUCAUUUGAGGCCGGUGGUCCUUGAUCGUGUAAAGAAACAUUCUCCGGUGUCCUUUCUUUCUUUUUUCUUUUUGGUAACAUUCAGCCAGAAGUUAGUAAUCACAUGACGAAAGGCUGUUUUGCUAUCAAAAAGUUCCACCCUUCACAAAAAGAAAUAAAUAAACCUUUCCUGUGUUUUGAAAAAUGCCUAGUAAGGAAAAAUGCCCUGUAAUGUCCUUCUACCUUUUUGCUGCUUAGUUUAUCUUCACUUUAGCUUCCUACAUAUUGGGACACCCAAACCAGGUUCAUUUCCCCAAUUCCUCACCUAUAGAUUAAAGCGGUGCGAGCCAGGGAAUUUGCUACAGUACUGUAUUCUGCUGAAGGUACAACCCACCAUUGUCAACCCAUAAAUUUCUCGCAUACCAAACAAGGACCAACUUAACUUCAAGAACUUUGGUUUAUUCUGCUAACACACUGUGUGGUUAUUUGCAUUAAGGAAGAGGGAAGCGAGUCGUGCAGAAAGUGAGAUAAUCCAGCACUAAUUUGGUUUCCACCCCCUUGCUUCUGAGAGUUCAGAAUUUGCGAUAAGCAAAGUUGAUAAAAGUCUCAAGGAGAUACCUGUUGUGUUGGAAACAGUGUCUUUUUAGGAACGUGAUGUAUUCUGAGGUAUGUGCUCUGCAUACCGUGAUUGUCAAGCUCAUAUGCAAUAUUGUAUGUUUUUAAGCACAAAAUCUAAAUAUACCGAACUUGGCUGUUGACAAACAGAACAGGUCCUUAAGCAGUACUGGUGAGGGCAUCUGGAGGUACUUCUGAUGGAUGCUCAUCAAAGCUUCUACAGCUCUCACCGUAAGAGGAAAAUUUGCAGUGGAAAAAUUCUGCAUAUAUUUCCCAGGAAUUUACACAAUAAGCAAGACUUUACUUCCAUUUUAGGACUGAUCAGCAUGGAGAACUCAUUAAAAUAAAUUAGUAAAUGUUUACUGCUAUUAAAGAGGCCAAGACGAUGUUCUUCCUGUUAAAUCCAGCAACUGUAUCCUAGCUUCAGAGUUGAUAUUUAGUUAUUAAUGAUUCUGAAUUUUGUAGAGAACAAAACUUAUUUCGCUAUGUAAUAGUGGUUGUAAAAUGAUAUUUUCUUACAAGUAUUUUUGAAAGGAAUUCCAUCAUGAAAAUAUUUACAUUUUUUGAAAGUUGUAUUAUUUUCACAGAGAAAUAUAUCCUCCAAAUCAAUUUUUGUUUAUUUUUGUCAUUGGUAAUUAAAAGUAUUUUCUAGAUCAUAAAUAAAGUG
Molecule: messenger RNA, 4159 nt
Organism: Notechis scutatus (mainland tiger snake)
Lineage: Eukaryota; Metazoa; Chordata; Lepidosauria; Squamata; Elapidae
Source: RefSeq, a predicted model, not a curated record